Molecule: messenger RNA, 2356 nt
Organism: Cyanistes caeruleus (blue tit)
Lineage: Eukaryota; Metazoa; Chordata; Aves; Passeriformes; Paridae
Source: RefSeq, a predicted model, not a curated record
CUGAUGUCCCAAGCUGGAGGAGCAGUUGGCAACUGUUAAAAUGUAACAUUCCAUCCUGGCUAACAACUGCUCUCCGUUCAGUUCAACAGUUCAACCACAUGGAGAAGCAAAACUACAGCAAGUUCUCCUGUUUCUGGGAGACAGAGCCCGUAGGCUGUAGGAGGAUAAGCUGUGACUUCUUUCACAGAAAACCCCGUAAUAUAAAUGGACUUUAUUUGCCACCUAGUAACAAUGUCCCAUUGAAACAGGAUGGCCAAGGAGGCAUUCUGCAUCCAGCCCAUCGUCAGGACUCACUCAGAAGUCAAGAGAAUAUUUUAGUACCAAUUCACCCUCCACUGAUUAUAAACCUCAGUGAUGAAGAGGAUGAUGAAGAGGAUGAUGACGAGGAUGAUGAUGAAGAAGACAACUAUGUUUCUAACUGGAUGCCUAAGACUGUUUUAGAUAUUGAAGAGGAAAGAGCAAUAAGGGAUAUAUGCUAUAAAUCUGGAGAGUAUUAUGGGAUUCAGAACCCUUACAAACACCAAUCGACAAAAACUGUGUCUUCACUGUGGCAAGAUGAGUUAUUACCCUUGGAAACUACUGAACAAAACUUGCAGAAAGGUGAUGGUAACACAAUUCCUACAAGAUUUAAUAAUACAAGGAAAGAAAAAGAGAGUUCAGAAAGGAGAAUAUCAAUAGAGAGUAUUCCCAGAACAGAUCAGAAAUCCUUUGAGAAUGGAGGAGGUGGUGGUUCUGUGAUGCAGAGGACCACAUUUGUUGAUGGGAACAGAUUUGAGGCACUACCUCGGGAAAAGGAACCAAUUACAUCAAAGUAUCCCAAUGUGAAAGAAACAAACCACACUGAACUGGUAAAGAACCACCACUGUAAGGAAGUAAAGGAAAAUAAAAGGAUUUCUGAGGAACGAAGAAAUUCAGCUAAUGUAGUAACUGGCAAAGGAAUUCAUACUCCAGACCCCAAAAUAAAACCAAGUUAUCAACAAAGGGGUCAAAGUAAGGAUGUUGAAACUGCUUCUUUGAGUCCAUAUGGGAGAGAAACUGGAAGAUACACUCAUUUAAAUUCUCCAGAACCUCGACGAUCAGCUUAUGUAGUCUACCGGACUGUCACUCAAAAACCAAAAUUCAAUGGAUCUACAGUAGUACCUGAAUCCUAUGGUCAGAAAAGCUCCAAACAAAAGAAUCAGCCUGACAACAAUAGGAGAUUUUGGACACAGACAGAAAACUAUGGCAAAUAUACUUCAGGAUCUUCUAAUUCACCAGCUUGGAGGAAAAGAAAUCCACAAGCAAAACAGUUCUCUAAAUUUAAAAUAACCACUCAGCAGACUAAAGAAGACAUGGAAGUGAAUAAAAAAGGAGAAAAAGAAACACCUAAAGGGAAAUAAGAAAAUUAUCAACUGGAAUAUCCAAAGAUGAAGAGACUGCAAAUUCCAAAAAGAAGGUGCAGGAAGGAAGCACACUAUAGUGCUUCAAAACUGGUUAAAAAUUCUUAAAAUUGUGCUCUGCAUGGUGACAUAUAAAGAUCUAUAUUCACUAAGUUUAAUCUACUAUAAAAAUUUGGCAGUUGAAGUUAUUUUUACAGACUACAGCUCUACACCACAGACUGAUAGUUCAAAGAGAAAAAGAUUCCAAAGCAGAGUCUUCCUUUAUUAUAUUUGAUAGCUGUUUUAAAGUAUAACUCCUAAUAUGAAUAAAUACUAUUAGUUAUACUUAGCAGUUUCAGAGGACUUUUAAUGUAAGCAGCAAUAAUGUAAUGCAUUCUAGAAUGUGGUUUGCUGGUACAAAAGUCAGAUUCCUAGAUGAUUUAGCUGUUUUUCCAGACGUCUGGGGACUCAAUUUGAAUUUGAUCUCAAGAUUUUCCAAUUUUAGUGCAGCAGCAGAACUGUGUUAUGAACUAAAUGAACUUCACAAGAAAUCUCUCAGAAUUAACUGAGAUAUGUAUUUACAUGCAUUUAAACUAAAAUAUGAAGAGCUGUAUAAAGAUUGAGAGGAAGACUGAAAAAAAGGAUACUUUAAUAUUGUUUUCUGAAGAAACGAACCUCAUACUGAAGUGUUACAUAUACAUGACUUCAUAUCUUUUUCUCAGAUGUUUUUUCAGUUUUUUUGCAUUUACUUCACGUUUUGUCAUUCUUAGAACAUAAUCAGUUUUUGAAGAGAGCCCUUCAAACUUCUUUUCUGUAACACUAGGAUCCAGUAAUGAUAUUGGUGGCACCUGUAACUGUGAGAAUGAAAGCAUUUUGCCACCUUGGAGCUUUUUCUUCUGUGACUGCUUAUAACAUGAGUCUGGGUCAGAUACCUUCCAGGAUACUUCUAGCUAUUCUAUUGUUCUAUGAGAAAUAUAGUCAUAUGCUUCUCUGCUCUA